This is a messenger RNA of Gamsiella multidivaricata, 1458 nucleotides long. Its product is annotated as NMD3 family-domain-containing protein. The coding region runs from base 1 to 1458 and encodes 485 amino acids. Gene Ontology annotation, cellular component: nucleus; cytoplasm. The transcript has 2 exons. Gene Ontology annotation, molecular function: ribosomal large subunit binding. The record is from RefSeq and is a predicted model, not a curated record. Gene Ontology annotation, biological process: ribosomal large subunit export from nucleus. Lineage: Eukaryota; Fungi; Mortierellomycota; Mortierellomycetes; Mortierellales; Mortierellaceae.
AUGUGUAUCAACUGUAUCCGCAACCAGGUCGAUAUCACCGAGGGCAUCCCCAAGCACGCCACCAUCUGCUUCUGCCGCAACUGCGAGCGCUACCUUCAGCCACCUAUGCUUUGGGUCUCCUGUCAAUUAGAAUCCAGGGAACUCCUUGCCCUGUGUCUAAAGAAGCUGAAGGGCCUGAACAAGGUCCGACUGGUCGACGCAGGAUUCAUCUGGACAGAGCCCCACUCGAAACGCAUCAAACUCAAGCUGACAAUUCAAAAGGAGGUCUUCACGUCGACGAUUCUUCAGCAGAUUUUCGAGGUCGAGUUCGUGGUCUCGCAUCAGCAAUGCGACGACUGCGCUAAGGUCAUGGCCCAGAACACCUGGAAAGCUAUGGUUCAGGUUCGCCAGAAGGUUGAUCACAAGCGCACAUUCCUGUACCUGGAGCAGUUGAUCAUCAAGCACAGCGCACACAAGGAUACUAUCAACAUUAAGGAGUGCAAGGACGGAAUUGACUUCUAUUAUGGCUCCCGAUCCCAUGCGCUCAAGAUGCUCGAAUUCCUAACUGCGAUCACGCCUCUGAAGAGCAAGGCCUCAGAGCAGCUGAUCUCUACGGAUAUCCACUCUGGAACCUCGAAUUACAAGUUCAGUUACUCAGUUGAGCUGGUUCCCAUCUGCAAAGAUGAUCUGGUUUGCUUACCUCCCAAGAUCGCCAAGGCCAUGGGUAACAUCAGCCCCCUGGUCAUCUGCUAUAGGAUCGGAAACUCUGUCCACAUCAUGGAUGUCAACACCCUCAACGUUGCCGAGAUCUCAACACAGACCUACUGGCGCACACCCUUCAUGGCAUUAGCAUCGGUCAAACAGAUGGUCGAGUACUAUGUUCUGGAUGUCGAGCCUUGCGGACCCGUCCGUGGCAAAUACGUCUUGGCAGACAUCCAGGUCGCGCGUGCACAGGACGUUGGACGCAACGACACAACGUUCUUCGCCCGGUCUCAUUUGGGAGGUAUUUUAAAUCCCGGCGAUUCUGUCAUGGGUUACGACAUUGGAUCCUCGAAUUUCAACAACGACGCCUUUGAUGCCCUUCACCGUGGUUCAUUGCCCGAUGUCAUUUUGAUCAAGAAGGCCUAUCCAAAUCAUCGCAAGCGCAACAAGGGUCGCAACUGGGAGCUCCAGCAGCUGCGAAAGGAGGAAGAAGAAAUGACCCCUCGCAAGCAGGACCAGGAACGUCUCGAGCAAGACUAUGAGAUGUUCUUGCGUGAUCUGGAGGAGGAUCCUGAGCUUCGUGCUACCGUCAACCUUUACAAAUCUGACAAGGUCAAGAAGAGCACCGAUCAUGCUAUGACCGAGGAUGAGUCUGACUUUGAGGAGGAGGACUUCCCCGAGAUUCAACUAGACGAGCUGCUCGACAGUCUCAAGCUGGAUGAUGGACCUGACGACGAAUACGUGGGCGAGGACGACGAGGAUAUGAUGAUGGACUAA